Messenger RNA from Lactuca sativa (garden lettuce), 2059 nucleotides. Its product is annotated as type I inositol polyphosphate 5-phosphatase 2. The record is from RefSeq and is a predicted model, not a curated record. Gene Ontology annotation, molecular function: phosphatidylinositol-3,4,5-trisphosphate 5-phosphatase activity; inositol-polyphosphate 5-phosphatase activity; phosphatidylinositol-4,5-bisphosphate 5-phosphatase activity. NCBI's taxonomy places the organism in Eukaryota, Viridiplantae, Streptophyta, Magnoliopsida, Asterales, Asteraceae. Gene Ontology annotation, biological process: phosphatidylinositol dephosphorylation.
AAUUAUUUAUAUGAACAUGGCUUUUGGAACGGUGAAUUCAUUUUAAUAAACUUCACAUUCAACUGUUUCUUAAAGUUCACAUCUUUUUCUUCCGGGCUUUUGAGUUUUGAUAAUUCUUUGGAAGCAUGCAAGUUCGAAGAGGGAAACGAUCUGUGGCAUUUUGGCCGUCAAUUGUGAUGAAAAAAUGGUUAAAUAUUCAUCCAAAGAAUAAUGAUUUUAGUGAAGACGAAAUGGAUACUGAAAGUGAAGAUGAUGGUUCUUCUCGUAAACGGGAACAUAUGGGUUUUAAUGAGGAGAAUUCUCCUAUAAUACAAACGAACAUGUCUACAUGCUUGAGCGAAGCCUCAAAUGUGACGCCUGCAAAACCGUUGGUAAAACACAAAAGGGGGAAAUCAGAGGAUCUUCACGAUAUAAAAACGAAAGAUUUGAGGUUAAUGAUCGGGACAUGGAAUGUUGCGGGAAGGCUUCCCCCUGAUGGCCUUGAUGUCGACGAUUGGCUUAGUAUGCACCAACCGGCUGACGUAUAUAUUCUCGGUUUUCAAGAAGUUGUUCCUUUGAAUGCGGGGAAUGUGCUUGGAGCCGAGACUCGAGCACCGAUUAUAAAAUGGGAGACAUUCAUUCGAAAAUCUCUUAACAAAUCACAAGAACCCGAAUACAUACCUAAAAGCUAUAGUGCCCCGACCUCUCCUGUUGCCGAGAUCAAAAGCAAUGUGGAUUUCCGGUCAACAACAGAAAUCACCGAUCCCGAAAGGAAAGAGAUUACUUGGUUAACGGGAUUAUACGGCCUCGAUUGGCCCGAAUACACAUUGGAUAGAAAACAAGAUAUUCGUUUUUCAGCUAACAAUUUCGGUCCGCGAGACCAUGUGGUUGAUCCUGGGGGUUUAAGAAUAGUGCGUCAUAGCUCGUGUGACAUGGGUUUGCUUUGGACGGAGAAACAAGAAAGGGCCGAUCUUGUUGAUUCUCUCUAUGAUUUAUUCGGACGAGUGAUGGAAGAAGAUGAUGAUUCUCUCAUGGACGGAAUAAAAGUUGAACAAGGAAAUUCACCCAUAACUAGUGGCCAAAAAAUUGAUAGGUAUGUGCGAAUCGUAAGUAAGCAGAUAGUGGGUAUAUACCUUUCGAUUUGGGUUCGUAAAAGGUUGAGAAGGCAUAUCAGCAACGUAAAAGUAACGCCCAUUGGCAUCGGGCUAAUGGGCUACAUGGGAAACAAGGGAUCUAUUUCCGUUAGCAUGUCUCUUUAUCAAACACGCAUAUGUUUCGUUUGUUCUCAUUUGACCUCCGGACACAAGGACAGGGAUGAUGGGAGGCGCAACUCUGAUGUUAAUGAAAUCUUGAGACGAACUCAUUUCUUAUCUGUAUUAGACCAUGAUCAACCAAAAACAAUUCCAUCUCAUGACCAGAUAUUCUGGUUUGGCGAUUUGAAUUAUCGUAUCAAUAUGGCAGACAUAGACGUCAGAAAAAUUGUUGCCCUGAAGCAGUGGGAUAAACUGCUAUAUAACGAUCAGUUAUGCAAAGAGCUUAGAAGCGGGUGUGUCUUCGAGGGAUGGAAGGAAGGCGUUAUCAACUUCCCACCCACUUACAAGUAUAAGAUCAAUUCAGAUCACUAUAUAGGUGAAACUCCAAAAGAAGAGGAGAAAAGAAGAACACCAGCAUGGAUAUGGAUGAAAGAAUUAAAUUUUAUUCUUCCUUCUAAUAAAAGACCCACAUACCCAGGGGCGGAUUCAAUGUAAAGCCUGGGAUAGCCCGAGAUGCCCCAUAAACUUUUUCCAUUAGUUUAAUUCUUUUAAGAAAAUUUCAUUUUAUGUAGUGUAUAUAUACAUAAUAUAAAUAUGUUUAGCGAAAAAAUAGCAAAAGUUGUAGUUGGUUCAGGUGGUUAUGGCGAUAAGGCAUUUUUCCAAAGGUUGCAAGUUUGAAUCUUCUUUCUUACAUUUUUUUUCUUUUAUUUUCACAGCUAUAUAAAAGGAUUGUAUAUUAAAUUAUCCAUAUUUUAUACCUAUGAUGAUUUUGUGAAUAUUAAACACAAGUAUCGAGUUAUCCAAGUGGUAAAGUGCUGAACUUUUAA